AUGGAUCUGGAUCUGGAUACAAACCAACACCAACGAGAUAUUCAACGAGAGUACCUAGAUUUUCUUGAUGAUGAGGCGGAUCAAGGAAAGUAUUUCCAAUUCGUUAAGGACAUGGUAGCAGACAAAAACCGAAGAUUGUUAAUAAAUAUUAAUGAUUUACGUAGAAAAAACUCGGCUAGAGCAAAAUCACUUUUGAAGAAUGCGUUCGAAGAACAAGCUGCUUUCCAGAACGCCUUGAAGGAAUAUGUUUUAUCGGUUGCUCCGGACUAUGCCAAAGAAAUCGAAGACUUCUUCAUUUCUUUUGAAGGAAGUUUCGGUAGCAAUCACGUUACACCCAGGACCUUAACAUCGAGCUACCUGGGAAAUUUGAUAUGCGUAGAAGGAAUUGUAACAAAAUGUUCGUUAAUUUAUCCUAAAGUUGUUAGAAGUGUUCAUUACUGUCCUGCUACUAAAAAGUUCAUGGAACGGAAAUAUUCCGAUUUAACAUCGCUCGAUGCUAUUCCUUCUGUAGCUGUUUACCCUACUAAGGACGAUGAUGGAAACCCGCUUGAAACCGAAUUUGGUUUGUCUACUUACAAAGAUCACCAGACGAUAACUAUUCAAGAAAUGCCCGAGAAAGCUCCCGCUGGUCAAUUGCCUAGAUCGGUUGAUAUCAUAUGCGACGAUGAUUUGGUAGAUAAAUGCAAACCUGGUGAUAGAAUUCAAGUAGUCGGUAGCUUCAGAUGUCUACCAAACAAACAACAAAAUUAUACCAACGGAAUAUUUAAAACUGUCGUUAUCGCCAAUAACAUAUCUCAACUCAGUAAGGAAGCCUCCCUGUCAAUUACGAAAGAAGACAUUAACAGGUGCAAACGACUGUCGAAAUCCAACGACAACAUAUUCAACUUACUCGCCAAGUCGUUGGCUCCCUCGAUCCAAGGCCACGAAUAUAUCAAAAAGGCCAUUUUGUGUUUGUUGCUCAGCGGAGUCGAGAAAGUUUUACCCAACGGCACCAGGCUCAGAGGCGACAUCAAUAUUCUUCUAAUUGGAGAUCCCAGUGUAGCCAAGUCGCAAUUGCUGAGAUAUGUUCUGUUUACUGCUCCGAGAGCUAUACCCACCACAGGUAGAGGCUCUUCCGGCGUGGGUCUAACGGCCGCCGUAACUACCGAUCAAGAAACUGGAGAGAGACGAUUAGAAGCCGGUGCUAUGGUCUUGGCCGAUAGAGGUGUAGUUUGCAUCGAUGAAUUCGACAAAAUGAGCGAUAUCGAUCGGACGGCCAUUCACGAAGUCAUGGAACAGGGUAGAGUGACGAUCGCCAAGGCGGGAAUCCACGCCAGUUUGAAUGCGAGAUGCUCAGUUUUGGCUGCUGCCAAUCCCGUAUACGGAAAGUACGACCCGUAUAAAACCCCAAUGGAAAAUAUCGGUUUACAAGAUUCCCUUCUAUCGCGUUUCGAUUGCCUUUUCGUCAUGUUAGAUACAAUCGAUCAAACUCAUGAUCACAAAAUAGCUGACCAUGUCGUUAGAAUGCACAGAUACAGGAACCCGCUGGAGCAAGACGGGGAAGUGUUACCUAUGGGUUCGAACGUCGAUACCUUAAGUACCAUGAAUCCGGACGAUGAGGAUGAGAAAGAGACGCCGAUUUACGAAAAGUACGAUCCGAUAUUGCACGAAAACAGUCGCAAACGCACGGAUAAAAUCCUGAGCGUCGGUUUCAUGAGGAAAUACAUCAACUUCGUUAAAAUUAUAAAGCCCGUUUUAACCGAAGAGGCCUCCGAAAUUAUAUCCGAGGAAUAUUCGAGGUUGCGAUCGGAGGAUGUAUUAGAAAGCGACGUCGCUAGGACGCAACCUGUAACUCCCCGUACCUUGGAAACUAUGAUACGUUUGGCAACAGCGCACGCUAAAGCCAGGAUGUCCAAGAAAGUUACCAAAGAAGACGCCGAUGCAGCCAUAGAACUCAUCCAAUACGCGUACUUCAAGAAAGUGUUGGAGAAAGAGAAGAAGCGCACUCGCGAGCAGGAAGAUUCCGAUGAUGAAAAUCAAAGGCAGAAACGUACCAGAAGAAGGAAAUCUGGAGCAGAUGAUGAUUCGGACGAUGAAGUUAUGCCUACCCAAAGCUCAACUAGAAGUAGAUCAACAGCUCUUUCGGGAAUAGAGCAUAUGGAAGACGAUGAGCCUGUUACAAAUGGAACGAACGGGCACACACAGGAUACAAAUGGAACGAACGGGCAUACACAGGAUACAAAUGGAAUGGAUGUUGAUGACAGUCCAAAAGAAAUUUCAGAAGAAAGGUUCUCAUCAUUCAAGCGCAGUCUUCAUCGUGCGUUUAGGGACAACCAAACCCAGUCAUUGAGUUUGAGUAGAAUAAGAGAUUUCAUUAAUAACGAAGCUCCCACGGCUUAUUCUCAAGGGGAAAUCGAUGCCGCUGUCGAAAAAAUGAUGGACCACAAUCAAAUCAUGUUGGCUGAUGGUAUUGUAUUUUUGAUCUAA
Phyllotreta striolata is the source of this 2466-nucleotide messenger RNA. The record is from the annotation of a GenBank genome assembly. Lineage: Eukaryota; Metazoa; Arthropoda; Insecta; Coleoptera; Chrysomelidae.